Anopheles arabiensis is the source of this 1562-nucleotide messenger RNA. RefSeq names its product mucin-2-like. The transcript is spliced from 2 exons. NCBI's taxonomy places the organism in Eukaryota, Metazoa, Arthropoda, Insecta, Diptera, Culicidae. The coding region runs from base 38 to 1372 and encodes 444 amino acids. The record is from RefSeq and is a predicted model, not a curated record.
CUAUUCCACUGUCCUAUCGGUUGUAUACGCAUCAGCGAUGGCGAAGAUAGGGAUAAUUUUCUUUGCACUUUAUAUAUUGGCCCUCUGUGUAUCCUACACUGCGACGAGCCCGAUUGACUCAACUGCAAUAUACGAGACGGCAACAGCUGAGAACUUUACGGCUCCCGUCACCGAAGAAACAUCUCCCGAGACGGCCCCGAUUGACACAACUGCGCCAGUAACAGAUGAGACCCCAACAGAUCCUGAAACAAUACCGACAGAAACUGAAUCCCCCUUCACCGAAGAAACAUCUCCCGAGACGAGCCCGAUUGAAACUACUGCACCAGUAACUACUGCGCCAGUUGCAAAUGAGACGGUUCCUGAUACAGCACCAACAGUAAUUCAAACUCCAGUCACCCAAGAAAGCUCUCGCGAGACGAGCCCGACUAACGCAACUGCGCCAGUAACGGAGAAGACCUCUACAGUUCCUGAUACAAUGCCGACAGAAAUUCAGACUGCCAUCACCGAAGAAACAUGUCCCGACACAACUACACCAGUAACAGAGAAGACCCCUACAGAUCCUGGUACAACUCCGAUAGAACCUGAGCCUCCGAUCACCGUAGAAACAUGUCCUGAGACGAGUCCAACUGAAACUACUGCACCAGUACCUACUGCGCCAGUUGCAAAUGAGACUACUACGGUUCCUGAUACAUCACCGACAGUAACUAAAGCUCCAGUAACAACACCAGUAACAGAGAAGACCCCUACAGUUGAAAUUGAGACUGCCAUCACCGAAGAAACAUGUCCCGAGACAACCCCUAUUGCAACAACUACAACACCAUUUACUGUACCAUCACAAACGAAUGGUAGCUCUCCUACCCCAAUUUUUGCCGGAAAUACGACUCUAACCACCAUGAUAGCUUCUUCUACGCCUGCCACAAGUGGAACUGCCACGAACACUACAGUACGUACCACCGCGAAAACAUCAUCGCGCACCACUGCGAAGACAUCAUCGCGCACCACCGCGAAAACAUCAUCGCGCACCACUGCGAAGACAUCAUCGCGCACCACUGCGAAAACGACACCACCGACUACCGCUCGUAGUACCACGAGAACUACACCACCCAAAACAACUUUCACCAAUCCACCGACUACAACCAUACGCACCACUACUACAAAAUGCAUUCCAACAACUUGCGGUGAAAAUGAAGUGUUUAACUGCUGCGGACAGUGCGCCUAUAACACGUGCCGGGGAUAUGUUACCUGUCAAGAUCGGGGCUGUGUGCAGGGUUGCUUCUGCAUGGUAGGAUUCGUGCGUGCCCAUCCGAAGGGACCAUGCAUUUCGUACAAAGCCUGCCCGAAGCAAGAGUUUCCACCCUACAUCAAAGAGUAGAGCAGGGGCUAAAAGAAUGGUUUUAAAAUAAAAAGAUAAAUAGCGACCAAUGCACCUUAAAGCAUACAGUGGAAUACACGGUAUCUUGAAGCUGUGUAGUUGCUAGGCGGUAGUUUUAGUGAACAUCUUUACAUGUGAAUGUUUGUAAUAAAGUAUAUCGUUGGCGAUACAAUUUUGCAUUGAUUUAAAA